AGCAAUGGCGUCUUCGUUCGUUGCAUUUCUUGGGAUGUCGCUUCUAGGCUGUUCAGCGACUCUAGACGUUGCGGUGUGGUCUAACAUAAGAUUCAUUACCGAAAACUCCAGAGCGUUGUGGAACGAAAACAGUGAAGGACUAGUAAAUCAAGUGUAUACAGCGAGUAAAGUUGUAAUGCUGGUAGCCGAAGAUAGCAGUUGUCUGACCCAGUUGCUGAUUGAGGAUCGCGUUAUGCUACAUGACGCACCGAGAGAUGUGGAAAGGAAGCUACUAGAAGUCGUUCGAGAUAAGAAUGGGGUCGAGGACAUUCUUGAAAUCUUUGCAGCAGAUUUGAAAAGCGACGAUGUGGCUAUGACUUCAUCUGUGUUCAUUCUACAUGUACACCCUGAUUCAAUCAGAAAGGCUGAGAAAUUAAUUGGGGACCUCAUACUAUCCCAACUUGAGGAAGUGGUCGUUUUUGCUGCAAUGCCUGCUACCGAGGAUGACAAGAUGUGGCAAAGCCGGCAUCUUCUUGCUGCAUCAGAGUCAGCUGAUGCGGACAACAAAACCGAGACCACACAUGACAAAAUUGUUAUUAGCACAUCAAACCCAAUAGAAAAUGGUUCACAAAUUCUACUAUAUGCUGGCAGGCUCACCAUCACUGUGAACAAUGAAUCAGUCGAUUGCUGCAGCAUAGAAAGACAUACUAAAUUAGCAGUUGUCUUGCAAAAUGUCUUUGCAUUUAAUGAUACAGAAAAUAAUCAUAGGGGACUUGGAAUUUCUGUUGACAUCUCUGAUGCUUUUCAAGGGCAUCAUAAUCUUUCUGUUAACGUUACUGAUGCGUAUCUAAUCAUCUAUGUGUUCUUAAAAAACUCUUUCUGGUCUGUUAAGAAAAUGGAGUUUAAUGCCAUGAUUGAUGGCAAGGAAACUAGUGUUUUGCUCAAGAGUACGAAUCGUACUGAUACGUCGUAUCAAAAAAGUAUAAAGGGUGUGCCAAAGAGGACUGCAUUCAAAUGUACUCCGGAAAUUGUUUAUUCAAACAUCAGUCAUCAGUUGGAUUCCGAGACUGCUAACAUCACUGUCACCUUCACUAAUCUGCAGUUCGAUCCGUUUCUCCAUGGUGCCGGAAAAAAUUUUACCAAUCUGGUCAACGAUUGUGUCGGAUACUUCACUCCGGGCAUCUGGGCUGGCGUCGUCACGUCACUUCUACUCAUAGUCAUCCUCUACUUAGCAAUCUAUCUUAUGUUGGGUAUGCAGAUAAUGGACAGGUUUGACGACCCGAAAGGCAAGCCGUUAAACAUCCAGUCUUAGUUUUCAGUGUAACGUAAUUGUUGUGCAGUAUUCACAUGUAUGUGCAAUUGGUAGCUUAUUGGUAUGAAAUUUGAAUUACUCUAAAUUGAUCUCAA
Corticium candelabrum is the source of this 1386-nucleotide messenger RNA. RefSeq lists its product as uncharacterized. Lineage: Eukaryota; Metazoa; Porifera; Homoscleromorpha; Homosclerophorida; Plakinidae. Bases 5 to 1291 code for a protein of 428 amino acids. The transcript has 9 exons. The record is from RefSeq and is a predicted model, not a curated record.